Motacilla alba alba is the source of this 3913-nucleotide messenger RNA. It is a transcript of the gene RGS10, whose product is annotated as regulator of G protein signaling 10. The record is from RefSeq and is a predicted model, not a curated record. The transcript is spliced from 5 exons. Gene Ontology annotation, molecular function: GTPase activator activity; G-protein alpha-subunit binding. NCBI's taxonomy places the organism in Eukaryota, Metazoa, Chordata, Aves, Passeriformes, Motacillidae. Gene Ontology annotation, biological process: regulation of G protein-coupled receptor signaling pathway. Bases 225 to 737 code for a protein of 170 amino acids.
GAACACUUCCAGAGAUGCUACAAAAGAGGAACGUCCCUUUAGUUUCCUUCCUUAUAGUUAAAAGUGGAAUCCAGUAGCCAUCUGUUGCUAGAGACAGUCAAAAGAGGAUGUUGAAGCUCGUGCUCUGAGCACCCCACGUGUGAGAGGACAGCUCUGCUGUAGCAGAAAGGUCUAAAAUUCAGCUGCUGCUAGGAAAAAACUGUUGUGCGAGGAUUCAUCUGCUGAUGCUUGGAUACAUGGAAAAGAUAAAUGAUGGUGAGGGCCACCCAAGCAGCAGCCACCAAACCCUGAAAGGAACCUCGAAAUGGGCCACAUCACUGGAGAACCUCCUCGAAGACCCAGAAGGAGUCAAACGGUUUAGGGAAUUUUUAAAGAAAGAAUUUAGUGAAGAAAACGUUUUGUUCUGGUUAGCAUGUGAAGAAUUUAAGAAAACACAGGGAAAAAAGCAGAUGCAGGAAAAAGCUAAAGAGAUUUACAUGACUUUCCUGUCCAGUAAAGCUUCCUCCCAAGUCAAUGUUGAAGGGCAGUCCCGUUUGAGUGAGACCAUCCUGGAGACACCUCACCCUCUCAUGUUCCAGAAGCUCCAGGACCAGAUAUUCAACCUCAUGAAAUAUGACAGCUACAGCCGCUUCCUGAAGUCGGACAUCUUCCUAAACCAGAAGAGUGAGGAGCAAGAGGAGAACUCACCAGAGGCUCAGACUGCAGCUAAAAGAGCAUCAAGAAUUUACAACACAUGAGACACAAGGGAUCUCUUCAGGAGAGGCCAUACAAUAAGGAAAUUACACUCAGGAACAGUCUAGGUUUAUAGCAGUUGCAUUUAGGACUUGGAAAGCUCAGAACCUUUUUAGGAGAUACUUACCUUCUUAAUUGCUUGAAUGACUAAUUGUUUUUGCAUGAUAGCUAUUAACCAAGCACCCAUGGAAGGACUGUUCCCCAGCUAAAAGGCUGAGGUAUUCCUCCCUAGCAUGAAUUGCCUUUCAUACUUCACAAGUUAAAAUGCUUUCAGUUCUUUUGUUUUCCUCUGUGAGGCAUCUUGGUGAUGAGAAAUGGGAGAUAGCGUGGUUGGGUUUUUAUUUUUGCCUUGUAACUUUUGUUUGGGACUAGCUUUUACAUCCUGAACUGCUGGGAGAAGCAGCUGAGGAGAACAUUUCACAUUAGUUUGUGGGUGAGUCAUUCGCAGCAAAUUUAAUCAUAAAGGGACAGCAUCUUUCAGGGUUAAGCUCGGUAGAAUCCAAUCCCUUCCUGUGUGACUUUGUUCUUUCAGAGUGGUGUCUGUUUUGCUUUGCCUUUAUUGCUGAAUCAAAACACUUCCCUAGUCAUGAUUUUCAUUUUUGUAUCUCCUAAAUUUCCCCCCUUUUUUUUUGCAGUAGACAAUCACCUUCUUCAGAGGAUGGGAUAACCUCUGUUCCCUUGGGCACAAAGGCUCUCAAAGAGAGAGGAUCUCUGAAGAACUCCUGACUGCCAUUAGGAAAUGUGACAGCAAAUAAGUAAAUAUCCCUCUCAGGGCACACUGGUCUCAGCAAAGCUUUGCUUUGUCCCUCACACCAGUGUGACAUCAGAUGCUGCUAUCAGGAAGCAUCUGGUCUCUCCCAGUCUCCUGACCAACCCUGCUCUGUGCAGCAGCAGUGCUUUGGCAAAGGACCAACACACCAAAUCUGGUUUUGUUUUACUCAUUUUUUUUUCUGCUAAAAUCACCCUGCAGAAUGUUUUUUUUCCCCCACUCAAAUAUUUCAGGGUUUCCUAAUUGUGAUUUGGAGAGCUGCAGUGGAACAGGGAGCUGGGUUUGGGGUUCAGCCACUCUCCCAUCAAGCCGAAGAGCAAGGGGAGUUUAUUUCAGCCCUGUGCAAUCAAAGCUUGGUUGAGAAAGACAUUCCCAAUGAGCAUUCCAUGUUGUCCUGGGAAUGUCAGCACUGCAAAGCACAUUUUGGCGUAGAGUUUUUCAUGUGUUAAUGUAUUUUUUGAUUAAUUCACUGCAGUGUUACUAAAUUGCAGUUUAAGCUGGGAAAGUGUAUUAGCUACUUGCUCUAUUGACAAGCUUCACAGCUGUAGUCUGGCUGUUUCCCACUCUCUCAUUAUUUACUCUUUCAUUUUUUGCGCUGCUUGUCUUGAACUUUUGUUUAUGUGAUGGCUAAUCUAAAUGCACAGUUAGCUUUUGAACAUUUUGUACUUUAUUUUUUUGUCAGAAAGGCCAGAUAUGUUUCAUACAUUGCUGUCACUCUCAAUGUUUAAAAAAUCUAAGUCUAGUUUGUCAUUUUUGAGAAUGCAAAUGCACUUGGUAGACUUGAUUAUUUCUUUUAACUCUGAGCCACUCUUGCAGGUAUUGUGUAAAAAAAAAUCGUUUCCAUGGGCUUUUCCCUAGUUAAAAGUGGGGAUGGAAGUUCUGAUUCUUCCCCUAGAGGUCCAUGCCCUGUUCAUUUUUAGGAAAUCAAAGAGAGAAGAGGUCAGUGCCUGCACUAUAUGCAUGUUGUAAGGUGUAAUUCUUAUGCACUGAGUUAAUGUUCUUUUUAUGCUCUCAAAAGAUUUAAUGGUGAAGUCCUAUUACUUCAGGCACUUUCAGUGGUAUUUGACCUCAUGCUUAAGCUGUAUUUCAAUGUUUUACUGAAUAAGAACGAACUAAACAUGUGCAUGAAUCCUUUUCUUUUUUUUUUUUUCCCCUCUCUGCUGGGGCCUAGGAAAUGGGACCAUCCACUUCUGGACUUGCCAACUAUUUGUAAUCUCAGGAUUACCUCUUUUGAAAAUCCACUAUAAAAACAAAACUCUUAAUGCCUGCCGCAGCAGAGGACAGAGCUUCUGAUAGCAUUGAAGCCCUUGGGAGGGGGCAGCUUAACCAGUUCAGGACUUGGGAUUUGUAUUUUCCCAGUGUUUGCUGCAUUAGUCUUAGUGGUACUGAAAAAUUCAGCAUGGGGACAUUCAUGGGAGAGAUGCAGAACAAGCUCUUACCACAUUCAUCACAUGGAUGCACAGUAGAUUCAUUUUUAAUCAUAUUGAUUUUAAAAAUGCAUGAGCAAGGGGGGAGAGUCUUUGGCUAUCAAUUUUAAAAAGGUAAUAAGAGAAAACAAAACCAGGAGCCUUAUGAACAAAGGUGGGGCGUUAAAGAGAGAAAAUAAGUUUGUUGCUGCUCGUGAACAACCCUUUCCUUGGCAAUAUGUUCCCUUUCAGGUACUGUCUUUGCUUGCUCAGAGCAAAUGCCCCCCAUGAGUAGCACAAAGUGCUUUGCACUACCACAGGAUGAAAGUUACUGAGAUGGAAAUGGAUCUUUUAGCAGCAUCUCUAAUCCUAUGAUGUUUAUUUCAAUACCUGUUAUGUUUCUAACCUAAUGUACCUUAACCCACAAAACUCUUAAUCUUUGAGUUGCUCUUUUACCUCAGAGGUAAAAAGUUGAUGGCACCAUUCUCUUUGUGGUGCCUGGGUUCUUUUUAUUUCUCUACAACACCAACAAGUAGACUUGCAACGUGCAGAAAGCAAAGGUGUUUUUCCUGUUCAUUAGAUUAUCUGUAUUUUUCAGUAAAAGGCAAUCAAAUUAAACCCAUGCAAGCAGAUCUCUGUAAUUGCAAUUUGUGUAUAUGUGGGGAAAGUUGGUAUUAUCACAAACUGGCUCCUGGAAAUAGGGUGACACUUGCUCCACGUGGCACAGAACAAAUCACACAGACAGAAAAAGAACUGUUUCCCUAGGAGUAAAUCCCUCAUUCCAGGAACUGUAAACAUUGCAUCCAACCUCAGGCUGUAAGUGGGUGCUCAGAGUUGCUUUAUGUAGAGAUUAAAGAUAGGAUCUGCUCCCUUUCGUAGAACUUACACUGAAGGUAUGAGCACACAAAACAAGCAAGAGAAGUUUCGUGCCUGAUUGCAUGCCUUAAACUCUACCCUAUUUUGUGUUUCUCAGCUAAAAAAUAAAAAUAUUUACAAAUACACCAAA